Moneuplotes crassus is the source of this 2256-nucleotide messenger RNA. The record is from the annotation of a GenBank genome assembly. Lineage: Eukaryota; Ciliophora; Spirotrichea; Euplotida; Euplotidae.
AUGAAAUUCAAAAAUAAAGUGGUUAAUGCUCCAGAGAGCUCUCAUGAAGAAGAUUUUGAUCCGAGCAAGAAUGCAUAUGUUCAAAUAAAUGCAAAAACUUGGUACAGAGACUCCCAUGGGCUGUUUGACUAUGACUCGAACAACGUUGUAAAGACAAAGACUAUUUAAGGCUUUCCAGUCUUGCUUUCUCAACAAAAUGGCAGAUGACAAAAUUAUUCCAAAUGUGGAAUUCAAUGCAUUAGAUAAUCCUAUCGAAAACAAUCCAUUUUCAGUCUCUAUUGUAUUCAUAAACGGGAAAUAUUACAUGCAAAACGACAAGGGGUAUACUUGGAGAGUUCUGAAAUCUCCUAAAAGAUUUCCUGGACUAAAAUGGGCGCCAGAGAAACUUCGAAAAGGAGACAUCUUGAAACUUGGCAGAUACAUUUACGAAGUUAAAGUCAUCUCUUCUCAAAGCGUCAAUAAUGAUCGUGAAGAAAGUCUUGACAAUACUGAAAUUGAAGCAAAAAGAAAAGCUAAUAAAGUUACCAACCAACUUAGUAUGAAUAAAGUAAUCAGCGUUGUAACAGCAGUUGAUGAAGGAGACAAGGAUGUAGACAACGCUUCAGAUAGAGGAGGGCUUCCUGCACAUUCAUCUCAACAAAGCAAGGGAGAAAUGCUAUGUAGAAUCUGCCUGUCUGAAGACUCUGAUAAAGAUAAUCCGAUGAUUUCCCCUUGAAAAUGUGCAGGAACAAUGAAAUAUAUUCAUUUAGAUUGUCUGAAAGAAUGGCUUAAUUCUAAAAGAUCAGAGAAAAGAGGGACUCACUUUAGUUCAUAUCUUUGGGAGAACGUAUAUUGUGAGCUAUGCAAAGAUAAUUUCACUGAAAAUGUAACUACUCAAUAUGGUGUAGUAAAUAUCCUUGGAAUUGAAACUCCAGCUAAUGACAACUAUAUAAUCUUAGAGGCAUUAAAUAGUGAGGAAAUUCUACACAGAAAUACCAAAAUGGUUCAUAUCAUUGACUUCAGAAAACUCAAACAAUUGAAUGUUGGAAGAGGACAUGAUAAUCAUGUGAGAAUUACUGACAUAAGCAUUUCAAGAUUACACUGUAAACUUAUAUGCAUGAAGAAAGAAAUAUAUAUUGAUGAUCAAGGAUCUAAAUUCGGAUCUUUAAUUGCAGAGCAGAAACCUGUAGAUAUUUCAAAACUGGGAAAUGAGUCUAUGAUCCAAGUAGGAAGAACCUUAUUAAUGACAUCCGUUUGCAAGCCAAAGAUAUGAUGUUGAAAAACUUACAAAACAUCAACAGCUACUCUUGGGCUACCAUAUUCAGAAUACUCAAAGGUGUUUCCAUCCAUCUACAGGAAGAUCUAUGAUCAAGAGUACCCUCAAAAAUGAAUUAGAAAUACCGAUUUAGAUGAAAAUGGAAUGAUAUCCUCUCAAGAUCUUCUUCAGAGAAAGAAUUUCAAAGCAGAUGAUGUAAACUAUCAUACACAAGAUAGAGAACAACAAAAUUAUGAUUACCACACCCUUGGAGUUGAGAUAGAAGGAAGACCAAGUAAUGCAAUGCAAACUCAGACUUUAAUAAUGCCUUACACUGAAAACAAUCUCUCUUCAGGGAACAGGAAUAAUAGCAGAAGGAAUAUUGAAAGAACUCCUCAAUUACAAUCCGACAGUAUUAAUGAUGAAGUAGACCACAGGUUUAGUAGUGAUGAUGAAGAAGAGAAAAAGAAUAAUAGAGAAGAUAAAGAAGAACAAAAGGAGGCUUCAUUUAACCAAAGUCCAACCAGAAUGGAAAAACAAGCAGCUAGAAUGAUGGAUGAUCCAUACAAAAACAUUGAUACUAGUAAAAACAAUGCGUCAGACGCCUCAGGAGAAAAAGAGAAAAGCAAAAUAGAUGAAAUUCAUGAUUUCAUAGAUGAGUGAAAUGAUGAACUAAAAUCCAUUGAUCAAAUAGCCAGGAGCAAUCAAAACGAAGUAGAAGAAUCCAAGAGCCAACAAGCUCGUAUAAACCUCAAUAGUCAGCAUAGCAACAACCGUGACCCAUCUCUCAUAAUUCAAAAACGAGAAAGAAUGAACAAAACCUCUAAUAUAUCAAAAAUAGAAAACAGCAGCAGCUCGAACUUAGUCCCUCACCAAAAUAUUAGCUUCUCAGAAGGACGGAGACUGGACCAGAUGUCUUCUAUCCCUGUCCAGGAAUCGCCUCACUAAUAAAUCUUACUGCUCAAUUAUCUAUUGUCAACUGCAAAUCACUUAGUAGAGAUUUUUCUAUGAAAAUUGAAUAC